AUGUGUUCCGAAAAAUCAAUAGAUGAAGAUCGUCAAUCGAUAUUUUCCAUGAAUUAUAUACGUGAUAAUGCUUCACGUGUCGUGUUUUUACUUUUGUAUGUAUUAAUUAAUUUAGCUUUAUGUCUCUAUGUGGUUAUCUAUCGAUCAGUGGUACUCAAAGAUCAUGUACUUGUCAUAUUUGCACGCAUUGGUGGAAUGCUACUGAAUUUCAAUUGUGCACUGAUUGUUCUUUUAAUGCUAAAACAUAUAAUAUUAGUUAUACGAUCAAGUGAACAUUUACGAAAAUGGAUACCUACUGAUGAUCAUAUUGCUUUUCAUAAACAUGUUGCAAGGUUUAUUGCUUUUUUGAGUAUUGUUCAUACAAUUGCUCAUAUGGCCAAUUUUGGACGAGUUGCAGCUAUAGAGAAAAAAUUCACGUGGCCUGUCUACAUGUUCACAACAACGGCAAAGUUAGGUUGGAUCGGUCCCGGGUUUGCGCCUUUAAGUGGUGUUGUAUUAUGCAUCAUCUUUACUGUAAUGAUCAUUGGUUCGUUACACAGAAUUCGACGAGGUGGUCACUUUCAGAUAUUCUAUUGGACACAUUUACUUUAUGUAGUAUUUUAUAUAUUUCUCAUUCUUCAUGCAGAAAAUUGUUGGAAAUGGGUUAUUGGUCCGCUGUCACUUCUUUUAAUAGAAAAAGCUUAUUCAAUUCUAACGCGCUAUUCAUCAGGUAUUGGUCGUACUUAUAUAAAAUCAGCUACAAUCGAACAAUCGAAUGUAAUUAGUUUGAAAAUUCAUCGACCAAGACAUUUUACAUUUAAACCUGGUGAUUAUAUAUCAAUUAAUAUUCCACGUAUUGCUUUAUAUGAGUACCAUCCAUUCACAAUUAGUAGUGCACCAGAGGAAACCUCGUAUUUAACUGUUCAUAUUCAAGCAACCGGAAAUUGGACUAAACGAGUAUAUCAACGUUUUAAAGAUAUGUCAGAUAAGGAAAAUCAUAGAACUGCUGUUAGAAUUUAUCGAGCGGAUCGAAAUACUAAUGGUGCUACGUCACAUGAAGCAGUAGAACUUCAGGGUAUCGAAAAUAAUACAAUGCGAGCGACGCGCAGGCAAAGAGAAGUCAUAUUUAUCAAUGGACCUUAUUCAUCAUGUGCUCGAUAUGUAUUCGAUUGCAGACAUGUUGUUUUAAUUGGUGGUGGCAUUGGCAUUACACCCUAUGCAUCUAUCUUAUCAAGUUUAAUGGCACAAUUUCGGGCAUCGCGUGUUGUUUGUAAGCACUGCCACGGUAUUAAUUAUAAUCAGCCUGGUUUAUUAGAAAAUAAUCGUUUAAGAAAAGUCGAUUUUAUUUGGAUAAAUCGUGAUCAUAAAAAUUUUGAAUGGUUUCUUAAUCUUCUUCGUCAAUUUGAAGAAGAACAAGAGCAAUAUUUAGAAUCAAAUCCUGAUGAACAUCGUUUCCUUGACAUUCAUCUAUUUUUUACAGAAAUAAAAAAUGAUGAACGCAUUGGCAAUGUUCCAUUAGAUCUUAUUACGAAAAUUUGGGCUCAAGUAGCUGGACAUGAUAUAUUUACAAAUUUAAAUACAAAAACGCAUAUAGGUCGACCAAAAUGGGAUGAGCUGUUUCGUGGUUUCAACACCGACCAGACGGAGACAACGCAAAAGGAUGUCUCUGUUUUCUUUUGUGGUCCAUCAGCCAUGGGACAAACUAUUCGAAAACAUUGUGUAGACUGCAAGUUUCGAUAUUAUGAAGAGAAGUUUUAG
This is a messenger RNA of Rotaria socialis, 1737 nucleotides long. NCBI's taxonomy places the organism in Eukaryota, Metazoa, Rotifera, Eurotatoria, Philodinida, Philodinidae. The record is from the annotation of a GenBank genome assembly.